GUGACGGCACUGAUAUCUCCAUUGAGACAGAUCUGGAUGUUAUCAAACCAAAAAAAAGUAAUUGCUUAGUAGGGCGGCGCAUAAUUGAAAUAAAAUAUUUUCUGGACGAAUUAAGAUCUUUGAAACACAAAGGGUUUGAUUGUUCUUUUUUUUGAUAUGGAGGUUUUAUCCGAAAAAAUUGAAGGAUUUCAAAGUAAAAUAUCAUUUAAAUGCAACGUUUGUAAUAUUAUCCAAAUUGUUAAUACAGAAAAUCCGAAUAAGAAGGAUUUUCCAACAAAUUGUGCCGUUGUCGCUGGAGCAAUAUCAAUUGGGGUUGGAUAUUCUCAAAUAAACGAGUUUGUAUCAUGUUUAAACAUUCCAAAUAUGUCCAAUGCAACAUAUUUACGCUAUCACUCUAAUUUGAGUAAAAAUAUACACGACGAAAACAUUAAACUAAUGAAUACCGCUGCCCAAGAGGAAAGAAGGUUGGCUGUUGAAUCUGGCCACGUAUCUGAACAAGGUGUUCCUAUAAUUCCAGUGAUUGUUGAUGGCGCAUGGAGUAAACGUUCCUAUCGUACAAACUACAAUGCUUUAUCUGGAGUUGCCUGUAUAAUUGGAGCGAAAACUAAGAAAAUUCUUUACAUGGGGGUUAAAAAUAAAUACUGUUUCGUCUGUACUAGGGCAAGUACUCCAGUAGAACAUUCUUGUUUCAAAAAUUGGGAUAGAAGUUCCACGGCAAUGGAAGCUGAAAUAAUCGCCGAAGGGUUUCAAUCAUCUAUUAAAAGUCAUAAUUUGAUCUAUGGCAAAAUUAUUGGGGAUGGGGACAGCACUGUAUAUAAAAAAGUUGUUGAGGUAUCCCCAUAUGGACCAACUUUUGUUGUAGAGAAAAUUGAAUGCCGAAAUCACCUCAUUAGGAAUUACAUAAAUAAAAUUUCAGAAUUGUCCAAAGAUACCAAAUUCCCCAUUCAUCUCAGGAGAAUAGUAACUAAUACAGAUGUUUUGGGUCGCUUCCGAAACGCGAUAACGAAAGCUAUUGCCUUUAGAAAACAGGGUCCUGAUGCUGAAAAUACAAAAGUCGCUCUUUUAAAAAAAGAUAUUGAAAAUGGGCCAAAUCAUAUAUUUGGGGACCACUCUAAUUGCGACGGUUACUUCUGUUCUGGAAAUAAAGAUCAGGAAAAUUUAGUACCUACAUUAAAAUUGUCUGGUAUUUUUGAACCAAUUGUCACUGCAAAUCGUAGACUAGCAAAUAAUGCUGCUAGUUUGUUACAAGAUGUAGACACAAAUGCAGCCGAAAGCUACAAUUCCGUCGUUGCCAAAUUUGUCGACUAG
Messenger RNA from Photinus pyralis (common eastern firefly), 1308 nucleotides. RefSeq lists its product as uncharacterized. The transcript is spliced from 5 exons. The record is from RefSeq and is a predicted model, not a curated record. The coding region runs from base 157 to 1308 and encodes 383 amino acids. Lineage: Eukaryota; Metazoa; Arthropoda; Insecta; Coleoptera; Lampyridae.